Molecule: messenger RNA, 3338 nt
Organism: Anopheles arabiensis
Lineage: Eukaryota; Metazoa; Arthropoda; Insecta; Diptera; Culicidae
Product: protein qua-1-like
Exons: 2
Coding region: 139-723 (194 amino acids)
Source: RefSeq, a predicted model, not a curated record
UUAGAGAACGAUAGCGACAAUCGAAGCAGCGGCCGGAGCAGCAUCGUGAUCGCUAUCAACGACAACGACAGCCAUGUAAAUAGUAACGCCUCGAACGUGGUGAUCCUGCGGGCGGACGGUGACGACGACGAUCGCACGAUGGCGACCAAGGACGACGAGACGGAAAUCGACGACGGCAUCGACGGGUCGGACGAGGGCGACGACGACCUGAACGCAGUGGAGGAGGUCAACGGUCGGGAUGGCAAACGGUGCGGGCAGGUGGAACACGACGAUGACGACGACGACGACGACGAGGACGACGAGCAGACGCACGAGCAGCGCGAACUGUUGCUGCACCGUCGCAACGAGCGCAACGUUCGGGCCGUUGCGGCCGCCAUGGUGGCUGGGGCGGCGGCCGGUGCCGUCGCCAAUGGCAGCAGCAAUGGCGGUGGUGGUGUCGUCGGGCCGGGUUGCGGCGUUGGGCGCUACAAACACCACAGCUACGUCGAGGUGGAGGAGGACGAACAGGACGACGACAUCAUCGUGAUCGUGGACGAGGACAACAGUGCCGCAACGGAUAGCGAGGGAGGCAGUGGCAGCAACCGAGGUUGUGGUGGUGGUGGCGGUGCGACAGGCAACGUUGGUAUAGUUGGCGGUGUUGGUGGUACUAAUGGCAUUAGCGAUGAGCUGUAUCUAAAACUGAGAGAAAUGGAUGACGAAGGAAUCGCUGAGUCGGGAAUGUAAGCGACCGACCAGAUGCGGCAGCCUGGAGCAGUGUCUGCAGCCCGCCAUUGUACUUCCUCGACCACCAGCCAACGCGUAAAGUGGCCAUCGAGCGGCGACGAACGCAGCUAGUAGUUUAGCGCAGAGCGGUUUUAAUAUUUAAACGAAUGUAAUUAAUACUUAAACCACCCUCCCCUCCCUUUUUCCACCGGCAGUGUGUGGAACCGGCCCGUAGUAGUAAACGCCGUUCGCUCGAUAGCUUAAAUCCUAGUUGUAAUGUCCUAAAGCUGGGGACAUACACCCAUACAUUCAGCGGAAAACACAAACAGAGACAGAAAAUAUCAAUCGAACGCUAUCCUCGUACUAAUUUGUUGUAUCAAUUGUUCAACGCGUGCAAUCCGCUGACAGACAGCAGCAAUCUCAAUGUUAACGAUACCCGUACCGUGCUGGCGUGAUGAACGUGUUAAACGCUUCGAUCUAUUAGUAAUAAUGACAACUUGGGUGGCCAUAGACCUCCACUACGUCAGGUGCUAGUGCGCGCGCGUGUGUGUGUGUAUGUAUGUUAAUGCGGUUGUAAUUGUAUAGUAAUUGGCGAUUUUAAUUAUUAGAAAGCACCCCACUACCAUCCGUACGAAAUCUCUCCCCUGCGCGCGCGAAAAACGCGACAGAAUGCUAAAACGCAAAACGCAUCGUGUAGUCUAAAUCUCUUUCCCUUAGGUGUAAACCUUCUUUGUUUUUGGCUUUUCGGGCGAUAUUGGACUGUCUUCUAUUUAAUAAGAAGAGAGAUCAUUUGGCUCUCAUAACAUUAUAGAAAUCGAAUCCAUUCGGCCAUGUAGUAGCAGGCGCGUAUCGUACCCGACAGCAGUGUAGCGUAUUUAAAUAAUCUUGCGAAACGUUACACGAAAAUGUUUGUAUAUCUAUCCCCGAUCUGAACAGUUCGAAAGCAUAGUUAGAAAACCCAUCUUUUCCCAGUGGACGGAGCGGCAAUUUCACGUGUGAGCUAGACAAAAUUUACAUUGGCUUUUCAUGCUCCAAAUGACGUAAAAAACACAUGAACAACGCAUACACGCACACACACACAAACGAAGGGCUUGACCAGAAGCGAUAAAACCUUACUCCAUAAUCAAAACCAUGCAAAACUAUACUUAGUCAGUUAGACGCAAAUUUGCAAUCUCGGAAGGGCGAAAAGUGGGUAAAAGUGAAACUAAGAAUCUUAACGGCGAACGUAUCUGUGGUGUCUAACGGAUGUGUCCGGUUUGUAGGGACCAUUUCAGUUUUUGUUUUAUGUAGCAGACCUGCAAUCCCCGCAAACCGCUAUCUAUAUGUGCUAUUGUAUAUUCAACCGUGGAGCAAAACCUAUGAAAACGUGUCAAAAAAAACAAUUGUAGUAUAUACAUAAGAAUUCUGUGUAGAAAAGCAAAGGAAUGGCCAACGGGUGAAAGUAUUUAAUAGCGUGUAAAGCGUGAGAAAACGAAGGAAAAGACGUACGAUGCCCAAGUAGGAGCGGGAGAGGGAAGAAAGCGGUGACCAAUUCGAACUUAUUUACAUUCGUUUGCAGAAUACAGAUUGUGACAGAAAUACGCAGCUAUAGACAGACCCUUCGGGGGUGUAGGUACGUGUGUUUUGCAAACACACACAUACGGUUAUAAGGUAUUGUUUUCUUUUUAUGUGUUUUUUUUUUUUUUUUUCUAUUUUCGUUUUCGGAUUUUAAUCAAUUUCCCGUUGUGUACAUAUUAGUAUGCGAGACAGUGGCAAUCAACACUCAUUGCAAUCAUUUUUAUUACAAAAACAAAACAUAAUUAAGUUCUUAGCUAUUAUUAGAAUCCACGGGGAUCGUAGUAAGAGGGCAGUAGAGCGCCGUAGCGCAUCAUAUUGGAAGGGAAGGCAGCGCAAUAAAAGCAAACACACAAACGUUAGCAAGGGGCAAUGUACAGCAGUCGGAACAAUGCGGGUUGAAUUACGUGUUGCAGCCAAUGCAAAUCCUCGACAGGGAUUCAUAUUUUUAAUGCCAGUUUUAAUUUUCCAUUCGAAACAAAAAAAAAACCCACCUUUCAAAACACAUCGAUUCACUCGAAACCACUGGAAACACUGGAAACACACAUACCGAAAGACUUUGUAAAAGCACACAACGAGAUGUUAUUAGUGGCAGCACCUGGAGGCAGCACAAAACAAGAGGACCACACACACACUCAACUGUUUUUGCUCCGUUUUUGUGUGCUUUUGAUACAAAACAAAACACUGCCGUUUUGGGGGCCCGGAAAACUAAGCAUUAUAUCAGUUUUAAAUCACACAAAACAGUGGGCAGUUUUUUUGUUACUAAAACAGUACUUGAAAUACACCAAACCCAAGCGACACACAAUGAUAUUAGAACGGAACCCUAGUGGAAGCGUAAUUCAACCUACCGAUAACGAGGAAAUAAUAACAGUAGAAAGAUCGCAAACGCGCGUAAAAGACGAUAAUCAGGCAAUAAGAGUAACCACUACACCCGACAUUAUAUUGAUGCUUCCGUGCGUUUUACAAUUUUUAGAGCGGUAAAUGAUGGGGUGAAAAAACACAGAAAACGUCAUAUCAAUUACUCCAAGGAAAAUAUAAAAGAAAAGUCGAAAACAAAACCCAAACAACAUGAAUCGGACGUA